Molecule: messenger RNA, 542 nt
Organism: Centruroides sculpturatus (bark scorpion)
Lineage: Eukaryota; Metazoa; Arthropoda; Arachnida; Scorpiones; Buthidae
Product: eukaryotic translation initiation factor 3 subunit A-like
Exons: 2
Coding region: 240-542 (100 amino acids)
Source: RefSeq, a predicted model, not a curated record
UUUUUUAAUUAUUCAAUUUUUUAGCAAGUGAUGUAAAGUGCCGAUAACAUUUUUAUAGCUUAUCAUAUUUUUCUUUUCAGAAUGAUCAAGCCAGUUUGCGAAGAUCUGGAACAGAAUAGGAAUUUACAGAACGUAAUCAACUUCUACAAGAAAUAAAAGAGUUAAAAUAUGAAGCCCAGAUAACAUCUGAGAAAUCACAACCACAAGCCAUUGCUGGGCAGUAAGUCAGGGAUGCAGCGAUGACAUCUUUAAGAGCAUCAUCUUCCGAGUUUCCAUCUGAUGAAGAUACAAUUGUCACAAAAAAGAAAAAAAAGGAAAACCUUGUUCUCUCAUACUUACAAAAAAAGCAAGAGCAACAGAAUCAUUUGAAACAAGAAUUAAAUUUAAAGAAAGAACAACUGAAACUGGAACAAGAAAAAUUCGAGUUGGAAAAAGAAAAAUUCGGUUUAGAGAGAAGAGAGAGAGAAGCAAAAUUGAAGCAGGAAGGCGAGGAAAGAAGAUUGUUUUUAGAAUUACUUAUGAAAACUUUGAAUAAAAAUUGA